Molecule: messenger RNA, 1293 nt
Organism: Tarenaya hassleriana
Lineage: Eukaryota; Viridiplantae; Streptophyta; Magnoliopsida; Brassicales; Cleomaceae
Exons: 10
Coding region: 69-1079 (336 amino acids)
Molecular function (GO): catalytic activity
Source: RefSeq, a predicted model, not a curated record
CAAACCGUUGAGCACGAAGUGAGGGAGAGAAGAAUCAUCGCCUUCACCGGAAGAGGAGCAAAGAGACGAUGCUCUCGGCGGCGACGGUGAAUGCUCGGCCUUUUUAUGCGGCAGAAUGUAGAAGGCGACGGCGGUUUAAAGUGACGGCGGAGAAGUUUCCAGCGUUUCUGCCGAAGGAAGUCGAGAGAAUCAAGGACACAUUUGCUCGGAAUCUCGCCGCGAGAAUCAAGAGGCUUCCUGUGCAAGUUAGCUUCGCAGAAAACAGUAUCAUGAGCAGUUGCGUGACGCCGCUGGUGCAAACUGAGGGAAACCCUGUGGUUCUUCUACAUGGAUUCGACAGUUCUUGUUUAGAGUGGAGAUACACUUAUCCGCUGCUCGAAGAAGCUGGUUUAGAAGCAUGGGCUUUCGAUAUCCUUGGCUGGGGUUUUUCUGAUUUAGAGAAACUUCCUCUGUGUGAUGUAGCGUCGAAGAGAGAGCAUUUCUACCAGUUUUGGAAAUCUCAUAUUAAAAGGCCGGUGAUUUUGGUCGGACCUAGUCUCGGUGCUGCCGUUGCGAUAGAUAUUGCUGUCAAACACCCAGAUGCGGUUGAGUCUUUGGUAUUGAUGGACGCAAGUGUUUAUGCAGAAGGCACUGGAAACCUGGCAACUUUGCCCAAAGCAGCAGCUUAUGCUGGGGUAUAUCUAUUGAAGAGUAUUCCGUUGCGGUUAUACGUCAACUUUCUUUGCUUCAGUGGUAUCUCACUGGAAACUAGCUGGGACUGGACUAAGAUUGGGCGUUUGCAUUGUCUGUACCCUUGGUGGGAAGAUGCAACUGUGAGUUUUAUGUCAAGCGGGGGAUACAACGUCACUUCUCUUAUCGAAAAGGUUUCGCAGAAGACUCUUAUACUGUGGGGCGAGGAUGACCAAAUCAUUAGCAGCAAGCUCGCUUCGAGACUGCACGGCGAAUUGUCAAACGCUCAUGUGAGACAAAUACCAGAAUGCGGCCAUCUUCCCCAUGUAGAGAAACCAGCUGCUGUCGCAAAACUGAUCUCAGAGUUCGCUGGAGAGAUUUGCUGCGAAGAGGCUCGACUCAUAUCAUAGGCAUUGAAGGUGUGUGUCUCACCACACUUCAUUUUCUGUUAAGCGUAAUUUAGGUGAUACUUCACUUCAUUCAUGUUUUGACCUCUCAACAAAAGAACCCACCAAACUUCUGCGAUAUUCCAUUUUAUUAUUGAUUCCAUGAUGGUCGGCUUUGCAUCACAGGAAUAAUAUUGAAUUGUCUUUCAUGUGGGUCAAUAAUAUCUUAUUCCAUCCA